CAACAUUAAAUUUGUGCAAUUAACAACAGAGGUCGUACAGAAAAUACUCAUCAGUAGGAGUUUCCAUAGUUAAAUGGCUUCAUCCCUUGUUUCCGUAACUCCCUUUUUCAUGGGUAGAAACCCUAAGAUUGGGCCACAGAGAUGUAGCAAGAGUGCCACUGUUGUUGGUAGCACCCAAAUUUCGUGUUUAUCGGCCAAAAGGCGGUCGGGAAACUUCCUGCCUCCCCUUUGGAACGACCAUGAUCUGCAGUUAUUGACAAGUAAUUAUAAGGGAGACGAGUACGGUGGGCAAGUUGAAGAGCUAAAAGGAAGAGUUAGGAUGAUGCUAAACGACAUGGGAGGCGAUGAGCCGUUGGAUGAGCUUGAGAUGAUCGAUAACCUGCUGAGGCUUGGAGUGGCGUAUCAUUUUGAUGAUGAGAUUCACAACAUUUUAGGGAAUAUCUACAGGAACAACGACAGCAAUCAAAUUAAAAAGGAUAAUCUAUAUGCAACUGCUUUGGAAUUUAGGCUCCUCAGGGAACAUGGAUAUCAUUCAUCUCCAGAGGUUUUUGACAGCUUUAGGGACAAAGAAGGCAAUUUCAGGCUAUCUCUACGUGAUGAUAUCAAGGGAAUGGUGAGCUUGUAUGAAGCUUCAUACCACUGUUUCGAAGGAGAAAGCAUCAUGGAAGCAGCUUGGCAAUUCACGUCUAAACAUCUCAAACAUGUCAGUAACGUUGAUCCUAAUCUUGCCAUCCAAGUCACCCAUGCACUGGACCUUCCACUACACUGGAGGAUACCAAGGUUAGAAGCAAGGUGGUAUAUUGAUGUAUAUGAAAGAAGAGCCAACUUCAACCCCACUGUAUUAAACCUAGCAAAGUUGGAUUUCAACAUUUUGCAAGGAUUGUAUCAAGAAGAACUCAAUGAUUUGUCGAGGUGGUGGAAGAACACUGGUCUUGGAGACAGAUUGAGCUUUGCCAGGGAUAGGUUAGUGGAAUCCUUCUUUUGGGCAGUGGCGAUAGCUUUCAAGCCUCAGUUAGGGAGCUGCCGGGAAGUUAUCACAAAGGCGAUUCAACUAAUCACAGUGAUUGAUGAUAUUUAUGACGUCUAUGGUACACUAGAUGAACUUGUGCUCUUCACCGACGCCGUUGAGAGGUGGGAUAAUAAGGCAAUGAAACAACUUCCGGACUAUAUGAAGAUAUGCUUCUUUGCACUUUACAACACAGUUAAUGAGAUGGCAUACGACAUUCUCAAGGAGCAAGGUCAUGAUGUUGUGUUGGAUCUUAAAAAUAAGUGGGUUGAUUUACUGAGAGCCUACUUGUUGGAGGCAAGAUGGUACCACAGUGGAUAUAAACCAAGUUUUGAAGAGUACCUGAAAAAUGGCUGGAUAUCAAUCUCAGGCCCUCUAAUUGCAGUUCAGUCAAGUCUAUUUGUAACAGAUCAGAUAAACCAGAAGGAAUUAGAAUUCCUUGAAAGCUACCCUGAGUUAUUAUAUUGGUCAUCGUUGAUUUUUCGACUUCAAAACGAUUUGGGAACGUCUUCGGAGGAAUUGAAGAGAGGCGAUGUUGCUAAAUCUAUCCAGUGUUACAUGUAUGAAAAUGGAGUCUCCGAGGGAGCUGCCCGUGAACACAUUGAGAAUGCAAUGAGAGAAGCAUGGAAAAAGGUGAAUGUGAACCGAGCUGGUGUGGGCCUAUUAACCGGCACUGUCACUGAACACAUGCUGAAUCUGGCGAGGACUGCUCACUGUGUUUAUCGACAUGGAGAUGGAUUUGGUAAUGAAAACUUCAACGUCAAACAUGAUGUCAUGUCGUUGCUAUUUGAUCCUAUCUCUUUAUAAAUGUAAUACUAGAAAUGCUCCUUUAUAUAUAUGUAAGCCGGUCUUCUUCCACUUGGAAGAUAUUCAGCUUAA
Molecule: messenger RNA, 1885 nt
Organism: Hibiscus syriacus
Lineage: Eukaryota; Viridiplantae; Streptophyta; Magnoliopsida; Malvales; Malvaceae
Product: (R)-limonene synthase 1, chloroplastic-like
Exons: 7
Coding region: 74-1813 (579 amino acids)
Biological process (GO): diterpenoid biosynthetic process
Molecular function (GO): terpene synthase activity; magnesium ion binding
Source: RefSeq, a predicted model, not a curated record